CACCCCCUCUGUUCUUUUUUCUUUUUCAUUUCCCCACACACCCAUUUCUUCUUCUCCUCCAGCUCUCCAGAGUCAAGCCCCUAGAAAGGUGAACACACUAAGGAAUUCCAUACCAGGAAGAUUCAUCAACAUAAUUAUAUAAGGGCUAAAAGGUUCGUUUUUUUGCCUGCAUCGUGAAUCUGUCCGUACAAGGAGGAAAUGGGAUUCCUCUCCAGAUUCACCACUCUGCUUCUCCUCCUCUCCCUGCUCUCUGCUGCCACCAUCUUCACUUCUACAGUUGCAGAUGUUUCUCAAACCCUUGAAUGGCAAAGUGGGCGGUAAAGACUAAAUCCUCAGACCUCAAUGAUGUUUGAAAUGAAGCUUAUGACCCACUUGACCCAACUGGAAAUAUCACAGUGAAAUGGGAUAUCAUGAGCUGGACCCCUGAUGGUUACAUGCAGGCGAUUGUAACACUGUACAACUUCCAACAAUACCGUCACAUUCAAGCACCAGGAUGGUCUUUGGGAUGGACAUGGAGGAAGAGAGAGGUGAUAUGGGAUGUGGUGGGAGGGCAGACAACCGAGCAAGGGGAUUGCUCCAAAUUCAAAGGAAACAUCCCACAUUGCUGCAAGAAGAAACCCACUGUCGUCGAUUUGUUGCCUGGAACUCCAUACAAUAAGCAGGUCGCAAAUUGCUGCAAGGGUGGAGUGCUCAGCUCGUGGGCACAAGAUCCAUCUGCUGCUGCUGCUUCGUUUCAGCUUAGCGUAGGACAGGCGGGCACUACCAAUAAGACAGUCAGGCUUCCUGUGAAUUUCACUCUGCAGGCACCUGGUCCUGGCUACACAUGUGGACCGGCUAAAGUUGUCAAACCGAGUCGAUUCACAACUGCAGAUAAACGACGAGUCACUCAAGCUUUGAUGACAUGGAACGUUACCUGCACGUAUUCUCAAUUUCUAGCUCAGAAGACUCCAACUUGCUGCGUCUCAUUAUCAUCAUUCUACAACAACACUAUAGUGCCUUGCCCAACAUGCUCAUGUGGCUGCAAAAGCAACAAUACUCUGUCUGGAAGCUGUGUUGAUCCGGAGAAACCACAUUUAGCUUCAGUAGUUCCGAAUCCAGGGAAGAACGGCUUGGCAGUGCCUCCUGCUGUCCAGUGUACACAUCACAUGUGUCCCAUACGAGUUCAUUGGCAUGUUAAGCUGAACUACAAGCAGUAUUGGCGGGUGAAGAUCACCAUCACCAACUUCAACUACGCAAUGAACUAUUCUCAGUGGAACUUAGUGGCUCAGCAUCCGAACUUCGACAACCUGACCCAAAUCUUCAGCUUCAACGCCAAGUCGUUGAAUCCAUAUGCAUCUAUCAAUGACACCAUGAUCAUGUGGGGAGUGAAGUUCUACAACGAUCUGCUGAUGCAAGCCGGCCCAACCGGUAACGUGCAGUCGGAGUUACUGUUCCAGAAAGAAACCGAGAGCUUCACGUUCGAAAAGGGUUGGGCUUUCCCGAGAAGGAUCUACUUCAACGGCGACAACUGUGUUAUGCCUCCUCCUGAUGCCUACCCUUGGUUGCCGAAUGCCAGCUCCCGCCAUAUCAUGUCCCCAUUGCUGCUGGUCACAACCGUCGUUUUAUCUGCUCUGGCUUUCCUGCUUCAGUAGGCAAGCCAUGCCUGCCACAAAUUUUUGACACACGGUAACACUUACCUGGAAUCGGCAGCCUGGAGGUGCAAUUUGGCUGGAGGAUUAUGUCUCUGUUUAGGUGAAGUGAGAUCUGGUGAAUUCCCCAUGGUGUUGUAGUUUGUAAGUUGGUUUGUUUGUGUUGUGAUGAUGAUUGAUGUAUAACACCAUUUGUAGCUAUUGAAAACAGAAAAGGUGUAAUGAUAUGAAAGAUUGAUCCUUGUACAAAGAGCCGAGUAACUGGCUGUAGAUACCUUAGAGCUAUUGAACAAUUUCCCUCC
Messenger RNA from Linum tenue, 1930 nucleotides. Lineage: Eukaryota; Viridiplantae; Streptophyta; Magnoliopsida; Malpighiales; Linaceae. The record is from the annotation of a GenBank genome assembly.